Molecule: messenger RNA, 5963 nt
Organism: Rhododendron vialii
Lineage: Eukaryota; Viridiplantae; Streptophyta; Magnoliopsida; Ericales; Ericaceae
Product: F-box protein At4g18380-like
Exons: 1
Coding region: 139-1110 (323 amino acids)
Molecular function (GO): protein binding
Source: RefSeq, a predicted model, not a curated record
CCCCAUGUUCUCCUCUUUACGACAAAAAUUCUCCCUAGGGUUUCGAAGUCGAUAACAGAGAGAGAGAGAGAGAGAGAGAGGGAAGCUACGUAGCAAUCAGAGAGAGAGAGAGAGAGAGAGAGAGAGAGAGAGAGAGAGAUGAGCAAUGUCCAUCGAACAGUGGGCGAAGAAGAAGCAGGAGUAGAGAACUGGUUCCAGCGAUUGCCGGACGACGUCGUACUCCACAUCUUCGGCAAACUCUCCGACGUCAAAUGGCUCUGCAGAUGCUUUGUCGUCGCGAAGCGAUUCUCUGCCCUCAUCCCUCUCGUCCAAACAGUCUCCUUCGUAACCAAAACCUGGAAUUCAGUUUUCAGCAUUGAGGAAGGGGAUCUCCAAGGAACGAUUUUCCUCGGAAAAUUCUCGGGAUUCUUAACCAACAAUUUUAAACUCACUCGCUUACCUUCUCAGCGACUGAAUUUUCAUGACGUCGUGUUCCGUUUGAAACAGAUUGAGUCUCUGAAUAUUGAACUUCCCUCCCAUUUCAACGCUAACAAUGAUUCUGUCUUCAAGUGGGGUGCCAAUUUCACCACAACUAUUCUCGAAAGCUUCACCUUUCUCUAUGCAGCAUCUCUAUCUAAAACCGAUGAAGAAAAAGAUCGCAAAGAAACCGAGAAUGAGAUAACUCAAGAUGAGCUAGUUCGGCGGGUAAAUCUCGCCCUGGAUUGUUUUAAAAAUGCCAUGCUGCGGUCAGGAAUCUUGUCUUGUGCUGUCCGGACUUGCUCGAUGCUUCAGAGCAUUACCAUCACCGAUUUGAAGAACAAGGGGGUGAAGCUCUGUUUGGCUGGUGAAAAGCUUGUGCAGUGCAGGAAUACACUUGAAGUAAGCCCUACGAUUUCCUCGGAAAAUUUUGGGUUAUGGGCCCUAGAGAACAUGAGGGGUGGGUAUGUGCCUGUUUUACAACUGCCAAUUUCUGGGUAUGUCAUGAAGGGGGUGACCAUUGUUGACUUCAACAAGUUUGCUUUUGAUGAUACGUCCAUGUUGGAUGCGUUUGCAGAGGAGAAAGGUGUUUUUUCGGAAGCCGUGGUGCAGAUUCUGGAAAAGCAUAAGGGCAGUAUCAAGGCAUUGUUCUAGCACUAUAAUUGAUGCUAUAUCUGAAUUAUGUCUUUACUUGCUUUCGGUUUUAACUCUUCAAUUUCAUGGAAAAGCAUAAGGGCAGUAGCAAGGCAUUGUUCUAGCACUAUAAUUGAUGCUAUAUCUGAAUUAUGUCUUUACUUGCUUUCGGUUUUAACUCUUCAAUUUCACUUACCGACUAAGAAGCUUAAGGUGCAAUGCCAUUUAAGGGUUCUGCUUGAAACUUAGUAUAUGAACGUCAAUUCUAGUAAACGUGCUUACAUUGUUGUAAGAAUUUUCAAGAAUUUUGCUUAGAGGUUAUGGUUAUUGUAAAUCUUGAACCUUAAUUUUGUUAUGCAGAAGUGCCUCAAAUUUCACGUUUUUAUUAUUGGAAAAACUAGAGGGCCAUUGCGCAAAUCUUUGAUUUCACCAUCUAAAAACUGCAAGGAGAAAUACAGAGGUAGUUACUAGUUACAUGGUUGCAUAGAUCACAUUCAAGCAGCUAGAGUUACCUAAAGAGUUUUAAUCAUUGAAGCCUGUAGGAACCAGUAAGCAUUUAGUUUUGGUUCGUCGUUGGUAAACAUUUAUAGUUUUAGUGUAUGCCAUCUGAUUGGGAUCUCUAUCGUUAAUGGGAUUGUAAUGAUAGAUGGAUGCAAUUGGUAAUGCAUUGGCAUCAUUAUAUGUAUUUUUUUUUUUUUUCGGUUCAAGUUUGAUUUCAUUGAAUGCCCAAACCAGAAAUACAGAAUCCAGGGAAACCCCUGAUAAAUCAACCGCAGCCAAACAGAGCCUCUACCCAACUAUGUAAUCAAGCAACAAAAGCCUAAACAAGAAACUCAAGGUAGAUGGAGACAUGGAGUAAUAUCCAAGACAACACAGGCUAAAAAAAACAAGAUUAACAAACAAAAGACACCUAAGUCCGAUGCUAACUUUGCUGCAGAAGCAGAACAACACUAGGGAGACCUCAAAUGUUGCACAUUCUUCUAUUCUUCUUGGAUGGUUUCACCAACCUAUUGGAGCAGAGGAAGCCCUUGAUGUUAGAAUAAUCCCACAGGCUAACUGCCCACAAUCCACAGUUCUGUUUUGCAAUAUUGUAUGAUUCCUCUCUAACAAUAUAUGAUAAACCACUCACCACCCAAAGAACAUUUCAAAAUCAAACUAGUAAAGCCUUUCCCCUCCACAUUAGUCACAUACCGGUCCACAAUAUCCUUGAGCCUGCAAGACAAGAAGAAAUGCCAUUCUUACUAGUAAUACUCUGCCCAAGCCGAUCAAAAAAAUAAAAUAAUAAUUACUCCUCUCAAUCUCUCUGGAAUACGGACAAUCAAAGAAAAGGUGCUUGAAGCUCUCCUUACCCCUUCCACACAUAUCGCAAUCAUCAUUUACAUUCAAGCCCAAAGAUACCAGUCUAUCAGUUGUGUUUAGUCUUUGUUGGACUGCUAGCCACAAGAUAAAUGCUCAUGUAGGCACAUGCUUCCCCAGCCGUAUCACACCAUUACCAGUUCUGAAAUGGAUACUUAACCCUAGUUGAUUUCCCGGCAUAUUUAAUAGAAAAAGUCCCAUCCACAUAAUAUAAUAUAUUGUUCAACACUGGGCAAAAAAUCAGGAGUCUUAUCCAUAAUCUGUAGAAUAUUUUUGUUCCUUGUUCUAGGCCAUUGCCAUUGCCCAUUAUGAAUAAUAGAAGAAACCUUUGCUGUGAGAGACCUACCAAGGUUAAAGACAAACUCAAAGCCAUCCCAAAUCUUUUAUGGAGUGGCCCCAUGGGGUGCCAAUUGUUUAACCAUAGGAAGGUGGGAUGGCCAUUCGCAACAGUGUAAUGGAUUAGAGGUUGCCCAAGAGUUCUAACACAGAGAACAUCCAAGAUGCAUUAUUUGGAACUGCCAUAUGCCAAAUAUUUUGAUAUGUUAGUGCGAAUCCCACUUAACCCAAAGCACGUCAGCCUUCCUACAUAAAUCCCAGAGGUGCGUCAUAACUGCAGCCGUAUUCCAUUCUUUAAGUCUUCUAAACCCCAAAACACCCUCCUCCGUCAGACUGCUAGUCAUAUUCCAGCUAACCUUAGCACAAUUAUGCCUCAACUUUGUACCAGACCAGAGAAAUACCAUGAGGGUAGAUUCAAUUUCCUUAAUCACCCUGCCUGGGAUCAAGAAGAUAGGGCUCCAAUACACUUGAAUACUAAAAUGGAUAGAUUGGAUCAACUGAGCCCUUCCACCAUAGGAAAGGGAUUUAGCUAACCAACUCUGAAUUCUUUUUAAGAUUUUCUCUUUGUUAUCUUGCAAUUUUAACCCUUGUUCAGAAUUCAACUCUAGUAGUUUCCAUACAUAGCUUGUUUCAUGGAAGCUUCCAAAGGUUCAUAAGCUACAUUGACUGGGAAAUUGGUUGCUCUUGAAGCUUCUUGACUUUUUUUACCAUUAAGGUUCAAGAUAUAAAUGGAAUAAUAUAGUUUACACUUGCGGAUUUUUUUUUCAGUUCAACUUGAUUGUGCUUAUCUUCUUGUUGGAAAAAUAUUCUAUUGUCUUUAUGCCUUCUCUGGAUUAUUGAUAAAUCAAGUUAUGUCUAAUGGAGGGUUUACCGGUAAUAUUGUAUACUAUCGUUAUCAGUAUGCAAGAAAUUGACCAACUCUGAAGCGUUCCACGAGGGUAUUAUCUUUUGGUGCUUAGUUCCAUUUCUUUGUUUUUACUUUGUUGAUUGAUGGUUGGCUACAUUCAGAAUGCUCCUAAAUGUAUAAAAUACUCCUAUGGGAUAUUCUGUCAAUUGGAUACUUUGUUGAUAUGUUAUGUUAAAUAUUCACCUAGCAAUUACAUUUUGUUAAUCCGAGUUUACAAUGAAUUAUGCGUGAAUCUAUAUCUUCGACACGUACGAUUAUCCGGAAAAAUUACGUGUAUCUUUUGUGUAUCCAUGUGUCCUUGAGAUUAAAAUUACGUGAAUUCGACACUCAAGAGUCUUAGACACAUACUGUCACUUCACACCCGAACCCGAGUUCAUGUAAUGUAUGAUUGGUAGCGUGUUGCUUUAAAGAGAGAGAAUCAUUUCCAGAAGAAAGAUAUAACACAUUUUUAUCUAAUUACAUUAGGAAAUAUGUAUAUAUAUAUAUAGCAUAUACUAUGUAUAUAAUCGACUUUGUGCGAUGAUUCCUCUUCUUCAACCUAUUAUAGAUCGAAAGACAUUAAUAUACAACAAAUGUCUUCGUGAAAACAUGGAAGGAAAGAAAAAAGGUUAUUGCAACUGUCAUUCUGAGCAGACGAUCUUUUGUGUCUUCGUGUCAACUAUUUGCUUCACAUUUUACUUUAUUCAUUUGAUCUUUUUGAGUCUAUUUUGGCAUGGUUAUUUUGGCAUCAAAUUACUAUGUAGUAUUGGUGCUUGUAUUAACUUGCAAGUUUCACUCUUGCUUGAAACUAGACUUCUAAAACUUUUACAGAAUUAGAGACUGAUGAUCUCUCUCUCUCUCUCUCUCUCCCUUGGUCGGAGCUGGGAUUUUGCCUGGAUUGAAAUCCCAAAGGGGCUCCGAUCUUUGCUUUGAAUCCAUUUUCAUUUUUCUUUUCAUUUUUUGCUUUUGUUUGGCUACUUCAUUGUUUCAAAUCUUUAAAAAAAAAAAUUCCCCUUCUUUAGUUGGGUUCGCAUUGAUUUCAUGGGGGAUGCUACCAAUUUGGUUUUUGACAUCUCCAGAGCCGCUCUGAUGAGGAGAGCUUUUCAUUGAGGGAGGAAAAAACUUUUGAACUUGUCAGGCCUGGUUGCUUUGAUUUCUUGAGGGAGUUGAGUGCUGAUAGUUGAAUGAUGGCGGUGAUCUUAAGAGUUUCCUUUCACGAUCAAUUGGAAUUCGAACUGAACUGGUUGGGAUUAAGUUACUGAAGAAUUCGCAGGGUCAAACGAGAGCAAUGAUUUCAUGGCAAGUUUGAGAGGAAGAGAAAUGGAGUGUAGCCUUCUUCAAAACAAGGAGGCACAUUUGUGGUGGUAAUUCUCACAUUCUUAUAUAGGAGGGAGAAAGUAUGUAUACUGAAAAGUGAAGGGGUGACGAGUGGUCGAUGCGAAAUGAUAUUCGCAUCGACGCUGUUGGAAUUUGAUUUUUGUAGGAGACACAUUAUUGAUGCCCGAAGAGAUCCCUUUUCGAUGCCCUUGGGUAUCACAGCUAACCACCUCUAUGAUGACGACAGAGCGAUGGGUUUCUUGGGUCGGCUUUUUCCAGGACAUUGGCAACCAAGGUUCCGAUUAUGGAGAUUAAGACCAUCUUCGAAUGGAUUGAGCAGAUUUAUGGGAAGAAUAAAUCAAUAGCGAAUGAAUUCCCAGUGGAUUUUGGAGCUAUAAGAGAAGGAAAGCCCGUUAACACUGUCAACUAUUACUUACCGGAAAAAACACUGUCAGCUAUCGUAGUUCCAACUCUUCGAGUGAUGGUAUUGCGGGUAGUCGGGAGCAGAAAGUCAUUGAGCAGGCUGUGAUGAGAAAGUUCGGCAGUUCAGGGGCGGAGGAUACGGUGACGCAUGGAGCAGCGCAGAUGGAGAAGAUGGUGGGCUCGUAAGUGUAAUCCUACCGUGGAGAAAGAUGGUACGAAAUACAAUACACGAAUGAAAGAAGCAAUCUCUUUGGUGCGCGCAAGUGUAACCAUACCGAGGCGAGUAAGAAAAGCCUUGGAAAAAUCAAUAUCUAGAGGGAUGGAGACGUGACACAAGACAAGGGUAAUUCAGUGAAAAAUUGAACAAAUGGAGGUGGAUGCUUCUGACUUCUGAGUUUGAAGGAUCGGCCCAAUAAAAGGUUUCACAUGUGACGCAACGAAAAACAUCAAGGACAAGAAACAUUAUUACCGUUCACGUUUUCUCUAGAUUGUUUGAUCUAUUUCCUUCUCAUUGUAAUAUUUUGUUACUAUUAUUAAUGAAAUAUUUAUUUUGUUU